AUGAGAGGCAAUCACAUGGCAGUUGCGACUUUGCAGCGUUCACAAGAGCAGAUCAGGUCAGGUCAGACGUUGCAGAGCCCAUGUCCAUGUGGUACAAGUCCCAUUGCAUUAGGUUACAAGUUAUUAAAGCUACCUACUUUCCUCUCUUUCUUUAAGGGGUUUCACAGAAUCAUUCAACAAUUCCCUUUUUCUUUUCUUGGGAGAAAACCCAAAGCAAAGCAAGGUACAGCUUCUACUGCUGAUGGCAACAACAAUUACAUAACUACCCCUAUCAAAGCCAACCAUUACCCUUAUGGAAAAGACUUCCCGGGCCGUAUUCCCACAGGCAGAUUUUCAAACGGGAAGCUAGCUGUCGACUUGUUGGCGUCUCUCCUAGGGGUAAAACAGACAAUUCCACCCUUCCUACAGCCAGAUAUCCCCGCCAAUGAACUGCGUACAGGUGUCUGUUUUGCUUCAGCUGGAACCGGAUACGAUAACCUCACCGCUGACAUCACUCGAGUUUUACCAUUGUCUCAACAACUUAUUUAUUUCAAAAAUUACAGUGAAAGGCUCAAGAAGAUAUUCGGAGAAGAAGAGGCAGAGAGAAUCAUAAACCAUGCUUUGGUUAGUGUUAGUGCAGGCACUAAUGACUUUAUUUUUAACUUCUAUGACAUUCCAACAAGAAGAACCGUAUUCGACAUCAAUAAUUACCAAGAAUUCAUCAUAGAAAUGCUCCAUAACUUCAUUAAGGAGCUUUACAAACUCGGUAGUCGUACACUGGUAAUAACCGGGCUUCCUCCUAUUGGUUGUCUACCGAUUCAAAUUACAUCCAAGUUUCACAGACGAUUUGGAAGAACAUGUGUUGAGGAACAGAAUGUGGAAGCUCAAGCCUAUAACAAGAAGCUUCUACAAUUCUUGCCUCGUAUACAGGCGUCUCUUAAAGGAAGUAGAAUCGUAUAUGCAGAUGUAUACAACCCACUGAUGGAUAUUAUUAAUAAUCCAGAAAAAUACGGUUUUCGUGAAACGAUGAUUGGAUGCUGUGGGACAGGGUUGGUGGAAGCGGGACCUAUAUGCACCCCAGUGACUCCACUAUGUCAAAACUCUUCUGAAUAUUUGUUUUUUGAUAGUAUUCAUCCUAGUGAAAAAGCUUAUGGCUAUGUUACUGAAUGCAUCAAGAAACAAAUCCUUGACAAGUUGUAG
Messenger RNA from Lactuca virosa, 1179 nucleotides. The record is from the annotation of a GenBank genome assembly. NCBI's taxonomy places the organism in Eukaryota, Viridiplantae, Streptophyta, Magnoliopsida, Asterales, Asteraceae.